CUGUUGCCUCUUCGGCCUCCGACGCCCAGACCCCGGCGGGGCGCCCCUGGCGUGUCCGAGUCGGCGCCUGGGGGUGCCGCGGGUGUAGACGCGUGCCAGUGCAGUGCUGCCGACGAGUUGGGGGUCCCCAGACGGAGACUGGAGUCGGGUCACACUCAGGGUCCCGCCCGUGAGGCCGUGUUUUCUCUCCAGGACGCGUUUGUAUCUGGGCGCUGGGGCUUGGAAUCUUCUGGUCGGUGUAGACCACGCUCUAAAACACGGCUUUUGUGUUGUCAGCGAGUGGGUUCGGGUGGGUGUUGUGCCUUCGACCCUCGGGAAUCUAGAACCUUGACUCGGAAUCCGGGUGGCUCCGUUGUCCUCGAGGUAGCCGGGUGGGAGACACCUGCGUGGGGGCGUGCGGGUCCCCGCCCAGUCCGCCCUGCUGGGCGCCUGUGGAGUUGGGGACGAAUCCUUCACAGUAAGUUGGCUGCGGAGCAGUCCGUGCCGGGCAGGGUGAGGAGGACCUCGGGCAGCUGGCAGCUGGGAGCCGAGAAACUUAGCGCUGGGAGCUUGCUCUUCGGUUCAUUGUGGAUUCGCUCUCUCCGCGUAGUAUCGCAUUGUAAACACAGAAUGUCAGUGAUGCGCUGUGUGCUCUGGAAACUGUUUCAAUUAAACCGUCGGCGUGGUUAGUCUUCUCUCGUGAUGGCUGUCUCUUUACAGGAAUGGAAACUUUCUUCUAGGGAGUGUAGGCCUUGAUUAGCUGCACGCUGAUUUUUAAGGCAGGUGGUUGCCCCUGUUAAUUAAAUGCGAUUGACUAUCUGUUUGAGUACUCAUGACAAACACCGUCAGCUUAAACGUUGUCAGACAAGUUGCUUAGACACUGUUUUACAGCCUACCCACCUAAUAGGAAUUUCAAGGCAGACACGGAGAGAGAUGUCAGAAGGUUCAGAAAAAGACUACUCGGACAGAACAAACAGCGAUGAGGAUGAAUCCGAUGAAGAUCCUUUCAUGAAAUUUCUAAAUGAAGAUAUUCAUCAGUGUGCUCUUUUAGCAGCCGACUGUAAUGGGGACCCUUUCUUCCCUCGGACUACACAAAUACUGUUGGAGUAUCAGCUGGGGCGAUGGGUGCCACGUCUUCGUAAACCACGAGAUUUGUAUGGUGUCUCCUCCUCUGGCCCACUGAGCCCAACAAGAUGGCCAUACCACUGUGAGGUCAUUGAUGAAAAAGUACAGCAUAUCGAUUGCACUCCUUUGAAUCCUGAGCCAAUGUAUAUCCCAACAGGUCUAGAAAUGGAACCGCUUUAUCCAGAUUCUAAGGAAAAUACUGUGGUUUAUCUAGCUGAAGAUGCUUACAAAGAGCCCUGUUUUGUGUAUUCCCGAGUUGGGGGCAACCGAACACCCUUAAAGCAGCCUGUGGACGACUGUGACAACACUUUGCUGUUUGAAGCAAGGUUUGAGAGCGGCAAUCUGCAGAAGGUAGUCAAAGUGGGAGAAUAUGAAUACCAGUUGGCUGUGCGCCCUGACCUCUUCACAGACAAACACACCCAGUGGUACUAUUUCCAAGUCACUAAUACCCGAGCAAGAGUAGUCUACAGAUUCACUAUUGUCAACUUCACCAAGCCUACUAGUCUUUACAAUCGGGGUAUGCGCCCACUGUUCUAUUCUGAAAAAGAGGCCAAGGCUCAUAAUAUUGGCUGGCAGAGAAUAGGAGACCAGAUCAAGUACUAUAGGAACAAUCUGGGCCAAGAUGGGCACCACUAUUUCUCCCUGACAUGGACCUUUCAGUUUCCACACAGCAAAGACACCUGCUAUUUCGCUCACUGCUACCCAUACACUUACACUAAGCUACAAGAAUAUCUUUCUGACAUCAAUAAUGACCCAGUACAGUCCAAGUUUUGUAAGAUACGUGUCUUGUGCCACACGCUUGCUAGGAACAUGGUGUAUAUUUUAACAGUCACCACCCCCUUGAAGAACGCUGACUCAAGAAAGCGAAAGGCUGUGAUUCUGACUGCACGGGUCCACCCAGGAGAAACCAACAGCUCUUGGAUCAUGAAAGGCUUCCUAGAUUUUAUUUUAGGAAACUCAAGUGAUGCACAGUUGCUCCGGGACACUUUCGUCUUCAAGGUGGUACCCAUGCUGAAUCCAGAUGGUGUGAUUGUGGGAAAUUAUCGGUGUUCCUUAGCUGGACAGGACUUAAACCGUAAUUACACAUCUCUCCUGAAGGAGUCUUUUCCUUCUGUCUGGUAUACCCGGAACAUGAUCCGUAGAUUGAUGGAGAAACGAGAGGUUAUUUUAUAUUGUGAUCUUCAUGGCCAUAGUAGGAAAGAGAAUAUCUUCAUGUAUGGCUGUGAUGGUAGCGACAGAUCUAAAGCAUUGUACUUACAGCAGCGAAUCUUUCCACUUAUGCUGAGCAAAAAUUGUCCAGAUAAAUUUUCAUUCUCAGCUUGCAAGUUCAGUGUUCAGAAGAGCAAAGAAGGAACAGGAAGGGUGGUGAUGUGGAAAAUGGGAAUUAGGAACAGCUUUACCAUGGAGGCCACCUUUUGUGGCUCUACUCUGGGUAGUUCUCAUCUUGUCAGAAAAUGCAUCAGCUCAGCGGCCUACACUGUGGCCCAGCAGGUUAAGGGACUGCCUACGGCUGCUCUGCUUCCAUUCCAGCUCCCUGCUUGUGCACCUGGGAAGGCAGCAGAGGAUGGUUCAGGUAAAAAACGAGGCACUCAUUUCAACAUAAAAGACCUGGAGUCAAUGGGAUACCAUUUUUGUGAUUCUCUCUUGGACUAUUGUGAUCCUGACCGGACCAAGUAUUAUCAGUGCCUGAAAGAAUUAGAAGAAAUGGCAAAACAUACUCACAUAAAUGUGGAAAAAGCCUUUGAGGAUUCAUAUACUUCUCUGAUAGAAAUCACAAUGGAUCCAGAGACUAGCAGCCAAGGCUCUGAUAGUUCCGAAUCCGACUCUCAGAAUUAUCUUCUCAAGUUAACUUCUCAGGUAAAAAAUAAGAAAAAGUAUCUGAAAGCAAAGAAGGAGAGGAAUUCUAUUCGAGCAAGCCACCACAAUGCCAAAGAAGAGGUAAACGAUGGAGAACAUUUAUUGAAAACACAGAAAGAAUCAAAUUCUGAUGUGACAGAUACAAAGCCAGAUGCACCAGAUAACUAUACGGUUGGUUAUUUAAGAAGACCAUUGCCAAAUCAAGGUUUAGUAAAGAUACCUGGACAAGAGUCUUCUUGGCUUCUAAAAAAAUAUUUAAGCUCCGAAAGUACCAUCCAAAGUCUUAGGAAAGACCACCAAAGACAGUUUUCAGAACCUGAUGAGAGCCCAAUCCAUGGAACAGUUCAACCCGAGGGAACUGAUUGGUAUGAAAACUGUUUCAAAGUGACAUCCUUGAAGUGUCCCGUGAGCAAGCAAACGUCCAACUGGACUGAGAAGACAAAGAUAUCAACAGACCUGCGUCACAACUUGAAAAACAGAGUGAAAGAUUUCACAUCUCUCCCAAGCAAGAAGACUGACACAAAUUGGACUGAUGAUGAAAAAGGAUCCUACAGGGACAAGAGAAUAGCUCAAAGUCAAGACACACUGCAGUAUCUGCUCCCCAUCGUGGAAGGCACUAGAGCUGUGCCACCUCCUCAGUUAAAACAGCUCCUCAGCCCAAGACCCAACAUCCAAACCCAACAGCAACUAAGGUCAGCCACUUGCAUAAAUAUGAAGAGAUACAACACGUCCUGGACGCCACCAAGAAACCCUACUUUUAUAUGCCACAGGCACCUGCUAGCCGAGCCUUCAGGGUGGCUCCCCUCUGUGCCCCAGAGGUCGCAGGAAGGUUUGUCGCCUCUUAGAGGCCUCAAGAAGAGGAAAAAGCAGUCUCCGUUCUGGGACACAAGGACUGAAGACAUGAAAGCCCUCCGCGGCAGAUGGGAGACCGUCCCCUCGAGUUCCGACAUGGAGGCAAAUGUUAUAAAAGCCAAGACUCUUCAAGCCGCCACGUGCAGCCAGCAGAGCGCUAAGCCCACGGCGCCCCCUCUGACCAGAAGGAAGCAGGAGCAACAGGGAAAGGGGGACGGACGCCCCGCCUUCCUCCCGCGUCCCCAAAGGGACGGUUAAGGCAGCUCUGAGCUGCUCCAACACUGUGCGUGCAGGCCAGAUCCCAGUGCUGACCUGGCCGAGAGUGGCAAGAGAAAAAGCCCUUCCCUGCUCCUACCUCUGCAUACGCCGGCCUGUGUGCUGAACUAAGAAGUCCACGUAGCCCCUCCUCUUUGGUGGGGAUGUAUUUUCCAGAGAUUAAAAAGAAACUCAAAGAAAAUAGAGACCAUUUUAAAACACUGAAAUACUUAUAUUUAAUUUUUGUCAACAUAAAAAAUUCUGAACUUUUUCUUAUGACUUAUCAUACAACACCAAAAAAAAAGAAAAAAACCUAAGAAAUCAAGGACAAAUGACAUUUACUAUUUUAACUGCCCUGCUAGAUGCUUUAGUGAAUUUAAUAAAUCAGUGGACAGAAGUCACUCCCUACAUUUAUGUUACAUUGGUG
Molecule: messenger RNA, 4495 nt
Organism: Lepus europaeus (European hare)
Lineage: Eukaryota; Metazoa; Chordata; Mammalia; Lagomorpha; Leporidae
Gene: AGBL3
Product: AGBL carboxypeptidase 3
Exons: 19
Coding region: 784-4071 (1095 amino acids)
Biological process (GO): proteolysis
Molecular function (GO): metallocarboxypeptidase activity; zinc ion binding
Source: RefSeq, a predicted model, not a curated record